GCGCAUGCGUUCUUCAAUUUUCCGGGGACCCGUCGGUUUACAUUUCAUUGCAGGAGACGUGAUCAUGUCUGCCUUCCUUCGAGCCGUGCCAAGAUUUCAGGGGCCAGCGGCAUGGGGGAGGCCUCUUCACCGGCUGUGGUGCUGCACUGGGCAGGGGGAUUCCAAAAGGUGGGCGUCUGGCAAGUCUCCCACCUCGCAGGAGAAGCCACCAGGCACAGAGACUGAGAAAUUCUACACAAUCUACCGCUUCAGAGCCGUCAGAAGAUUUGGGUUUCUGUCUCGACUGAAGUUGGCACAGACAGCUGUGACGGUGGCAGCCCUACCCCCAGGCUUGUACUGGUACUCACAGGGCCUCAUGAGUCUCAAGGCACUCUACCUCAUGAGUGGGAUCUCUUGCUUCACCCUGGCCAUGCUGUGUUGGAUGAGCUACUUCUUCCGGAGGCUGGUGGGCUUCAUGUAUGUGAAUGAGUCAGGUACCGUGCUUCAAGUGGCCCACCUGUCCUUCUGGGGGUGGCGACAAGAUACGUUCUGUGACGUGUCAGAUAUAAUACCCCUGUCAGAAUCCAAGGAACAUGCCCGGGAUCUGUUGGUGCGAAUCAAGCAAUACAGUGGCAAGCAGACCUUCUAUGUCACCCUGCGCUAUGGCCGAAUCCUGGACAGAGAACGCUUCUCACAAGUGUUUGGAACCCCAACCACACUCAAGUAAAGAGUAACGACAAGGCCCCUGGGUAGCCCUGGCUACGCUUGGAUUUCAGGCAGGAAGGCCAAGAACAUUGAUGAGGCAGAAGCUGCUAACCGGGGGCUGGGGCUGAAGCUCAGUUGGUAGACUGCUUGUCUAGCAUGCAGGAAGUGAAACCCUGGGUUCAGUCCCUAGAAAUGCAUAUAACCAGGCGUGGUUGUGUGUGCCUGUACUCAGCCAUGUAGAUGGAGGCAGGUGGAGAAGUUAUUAACCAACUUUAGGAAAAAGCCCUUACUGGAACAUUGUACUGAACAGGGCAUUCCAACGGACAGUGACCAGAAAUGUCUAUGAAGAGGUACAUCUUGGAGGAAGGCUAUGCCAAGGUCACAGAGGCAACCCCCUGCUAUGAAACCAGGGGGGUUGGCAGAGCAACACAGACUGUGGAAUCUGGAUACUCGGGUUCUGCUGAACCUCAGCUCCUUGGUCUAGGGCAGGGUAUUGAGUCUCUGAGCCUUGAAUUGCACUCUGAGAUAGAAGAGCCUUUCUCUCUCCCAUGGGGAUGAAUAUGGAAAUAACCAAUAAUGACUGAGGAUGGGAGUGUAGCUUUGUGUAGAGCUCUUGCCCAGCAUGUAUGAGGUCCUAAGUUCCACCCUGAGCACCACAGAACAGACAAGUCCAGUAAAUUCCACGUGCUGUGUAAGGUCAGCAGCCCAGGGCUUACAGCAUCAAGGAAGGCUUCCAAGCUGCUCUGCACUCACCAGCUAGAGGGCUAGUGCUGAAGCCUACACCAACUGAGAUAGGGACAGCAUCUAGCUGGGGAUGCUGACCACCGGGAGGUUCAGGGCCACUUACACUGGGGAGCUUUGCAGUGUCAUCAAGACAGAGGGACUGUCCAAGCGACCUGUCAGCUAAAGGAGACUGUGUAUGCUGCUUUUCAUAGUGGGUAACACACGAGCUUAUUAUUGUUCCUGCAUAAAGAGGAAAGCAGCCAUCAUCUUUGUAAUUUGGCCACUGAAGAUGCGUUGUUAAGUACUGAAGAUGUGUUGUUAAGUAGCUUUUUAGUAAUUUCAUUUUCUUAUCCCCCCUCAAGACAAGGUUUCUCUGUGUAGCCUUGGCUAUCCUUAAACUUCCUCUGUAGACCAGGCUGGCCUUAUGAAGCAUACUACCUGGGCAGUAAUUUCCUUUCUUGAAGAAUUUUUCCUUUAAAAUCACAUGUAUUUAUUUGUGUGUGUACACUGCAUAUGUGGAGGUUGGAGGACAACUUUUUGGAGUCCCUUUCCUUGGGGAUUAAGUUCAGGCUGUCGAGCUUGGCAGCAAGCACCUUUACUCACCGAACUGUCUUGCUGUUCCUCUAGCCAUUCUUCAUUGCUUUAAAACAAACAGCACGAACAAAGAUAACGAUAGACAUGCCGAUGUGUGUGUGCGCGGAACAGGGAUGGACACAACACAAGGCCUCAAGCCACAGAAAGGACUGCAGGCAACCCAAGAAUUCUGAAAGCAGGAGAAGCAGUCCUCCUUAGGGAAGAACACCAGUUAGUUACCAAUAAGGAGUGGUCCACCCUGAAAACACACAUUCGAGUACAGACUGAGCAAGUUAUGUUUAGAAGCAUAUGCAUAUGGGAGAGAGGAAAGGGAAGGGAAAAAUGAUGUAAUUAUAUUAUAAUCUCAAAAAAUAAAAUUUAAAAAUGUG
Messenger RNA from Mesocricetus auratus (golden hamster), 2369 nucleotides. RefSeq names its product transmembrane protein 186-like. Gene Ontology annotation, cellular component: mitochondrion. The record is from RefSeq and is a predicted model, not a curated record. The transcript has a single exon. NCBI's taxonomy places the organism in Eukaryota, Metazoa, Chordata, Mammalia, Rodentia, Cricetidae. The coding region runs from base 5 to 706 and encodes 233 amino acids.